This is a messenger RNA of Triticum aestivum (bread wheat), 5085 nucleotides long. RefSeq names its product putative disease resistance protein RGA1. The transcript is spliced from 3 exons. Gene Ontology annotation, molecular function: ADP binding; protein binding. The record is from RefSeq and is a predicted model, not a curated record. NCBI's taxonomy places the organism in Eukaryota, Viridiplantae, Streptophyta, Magnoliopsida, Poales, Poaceae. Bases 1 to 4881 code for a protein of 1626 amino acids.
AUGUCAGUGGAGCAUCUGCUACAUGCAAUGGUGGAAAAGCUGAAAUCGGAACCUGUCCUGGAGGUGGGCCGGUUGCUUGGCAUUGGAAGCCUACUUCAGGACCUGCAGACACAUUUCAGGAUGAUCCAUUGGAGGAUCAGUCGCAUCGAUGAGAGUGCAGUUCUUAUGAUCAACGUCAACAACGAGCAGUACCUCCAGCUUCUGCAGAGGCUCUGGUCUCUCACACUUGAUACUGAUGACGCGCUGAAUAGGAUCUCUCGCCAUCUGAGAAAAAAGGGGGGCAUUUUCUCAUUUCAUCAGGUAUGCAGCUCGCCCAUCUUUCGGAGGUUCCAUUUUCGCCGUGUCAAUAAGAUAAGAGAGGCAGUAGCUAGCUUGAAAAACUGCUAUGCACAAACAUAUAGAAUCAGACUUCCAGCCAAACAUACAGAUAUCCAGGAAGCUAUGAGUUGCCAGAGAACAUGUGGCAAACCUGAAGGUGUACUUGGUAGAGAGAGAGAAUUGGACGAUGUCCUAAGAAUGAUGCAAACUGAUGACAGCACACCCGGCUUGUCAAUUCUCCCCAUAACGGGAAUGGCUGGAAUCGGGAAGACUACCCUCGCUCAGCUAGUAUUCUGGCAUCCAUGGGUUGUUGAUACCUUUGGUGAUGAUCGGAUUUGGGUUUCGGUACCUCGUGAGUUUAACACCAUGGUGAUAUUGAGUAGAAUAGCACAAGUUCUAACCACCCAGCAGUGUAGCACAAGUGAUUCGCCAGAAGAAGAAAUGAUAGAGCAGGAGGACUCCGUGAAACUGAAGUACCUUGUCAAAGAGAAACUCAGUGGGCAGAGAUUUUUCAUUGUACUGGAUGAUGCGUGGGAUCAGGAUCGGAAGAAAUGGCAGGAGCUGAUGGAAGUCCUUGAUAGUGCUGGAAAGCCCGGAAGCAAGAUGAUUGUCACUAGUCGCAUCCCUGAUGUUGUAACAUUGACCAAGUCCCUCAAACCAUACACCUUACAGUGUCUCUUGCCAGCUCAUUCUUCAAGUCUGCUCACACAAUGGAUGCAAAAUCCUGCAGAGUUGCCACCACGGCUCAUUCCAAUCAGAAAAAUGAUUGCUGAAACAUGUGCUGGCGUGCCCUCGUUACUACUCAGCGCAUCAAACAAGCUGAAGAGCAUACGGAAAACUCAGGUCGCUUGGCAGCAUGUCCUGAGCAGAUUUGAUCUCGUCUUCUAUGCAGACCGUCUUUUGUUGGAUGCGGCUUAUGUCAGCUACCAACAUCUCCCUCCAAGCAUCCAGCAAUGCUUUCUUUACUGCUCACUGCUCCUAGUUCAUAGCUUUACACCUGAACAACUGACUGACAUGUUUGUUGCUGAUGAGCUCAUAAAACUGAUAAGCAGCAAAUCUGACAUGCAUCUCUACUUCUCCAAGAUAAUGACAGAACACUUCUAUGGUGUAGUCCAGAAAUCUCGACACAGAGGAAACACUGUUUACAAGAUGCAUCCUGGGAUGCAACUUCUUGCACAAAGGAUUAGUCGGGGAUUCCACUUAGCAAUAGAUGCUAGAAAGGAAAUAAUUUGGCCUUCAUGUGAUGCCAGGUGCCUCUCCUUACUUGUUGAUUGUGAAACAAGUAAGCUUCCACCAGAAUUGUUUGAAUUGGAAAGUUUGAGGACCCUAAUAUUGCUCAGAGAUGAAAAUAUGCUUUUGUCUGAGAACAAGUGCGCAAUCACCGAUAUCCCAGCAGAGUUUUGCCAACGUCUGAUAGCUCUGCGUGUACUGCAUAUGCAAUCUUGCAGGAUCAAAAGGAUUCCUAGGUUAAUUGAUAUGUUACAGAAUCUAACCUAUAUCAAUCUUUCUCACAAUGAUAUUGAGAUUGUACCAGAUUCAGUUAGCAACCUUCGAUUCUUGACCCACUUGAAUCUUUCACAAAAUGAGAUCAUUGAACUGCCAGAAUCAGUUGGAAAGAUGCAAUCCUUGCAGAUGCUGGACCUGUCUCACUGUGAAAAACUUCUUGGCUUGCAUGAAGCAAUAAGCAACCUUGUGAAUCUACAUACUCUAAACCUUGAAGGCUGUCACUACCUUGCUGUAUUACCCAAAGGCAUGAAAAACUUGAGAAGUCUUACGUGCCUGAACAUUCUUGAAUGUCCUUUACUAACUCAAAUGCCUCGUCAGAUGAACCAACUCACAAGCAUCAAGAUAUUGCCAAGGUACAUUGCAGCAGAAACUCCCAAACAUACCAUCUCAGAGUUACGUCCUUUAGUUUAUUUGAAGGAACUCGGUGUCCAGAACAUGGAAAAUUCUUCUUCUGCUGAUGCCAGAAAUGUAAUCCUGCAAGACAAACACAAGCUUGAGUCACUGGCAUUGAGUUGGACUGGAGAUUGCACAGAUCCUGAAACUAGCUCGAGAGCACAAGAAAUACUUGAACAUCUGAAACCACGCCGUGGUUUGAAAGUGUUACAGUUAUUUUCCUAUCCAGGAAGGAAACUUCCAUCAUGGAUAAACAGUGGCGUACCUUACCUAAACUCACUUACUGAUAUCAAGUUGGUUAAUCUGGCAUGUGAAAGCCUGCCACCGCUGGGACAACUGCCUAACCUCAAGAUUGCUGAAGUAAGCGGAAUAGAUGCUGUCACAUGUGUAGAUGACACAUUCUAUGGGGCCGAUGGCACAUUCUUCUCAUUGGAGAAACUAUCGUUCUUUCACAUGCCCAACCUAAAAACCUGGGUACCAUCACACAGAGAAGGACUUUUUCCCUGCCUUCAAGAAUUGACAAUCGCCCAAUGCCCAAAAUUGACAGCAGUACAUGUAAAACUCAGAGCUGUUACAAGCUUGAUCAUGCUGAUGAACAAUGAAAAUUUGAUUGCAUGUAGAGGAUCACUCCAAGGCUUCGCCAGCAUUGGCCGGACCGGUGCAGCGCCUGCAGUUGUGAGGCGCUGGCCACGCCGAGAACGCCGACUCCAUAAUGCUGAAGAUCCUGCAGUUGAACAAGAAUCUGAGCCCCGCGGGAAUAGGGCCAAACCCGCACGCGGAGACAACCAGUGGUCUGUUCUUGGCGGCGACCUCUUGGGCGGCGCAGGAGCGGGAGGCAUCGGCGAGGACACCAUCACCGCCUUCGCCAUCGAGGACAACGAGCUCUGGCUCCGCCACCUCCUCAGCCUCGUCACCCAGGUCGGCCUCGCGCUGUACGUCUACUGGAAGUCGUGCCCUUCCGCCGCGAGCCUCGUCGCUCCGGCCGUCGUCAUGUUCGCCUCUGGCGUCCUCAAGUAUGCCCAGCGCACCUGGGCGCUCAAAUCGGCCAGCAUGAGCAGCCUCCGCAGCUCCAUGCUCACACGCCCAGACCCAGGACCCAACUACGCGCAGCUCAUGGAGGAGUACCACUCCAGCAAGGAUGCCGGCCUGCGCGCCGAGAUCGUCAUCGUCCCCGAGCGGCUGCCCGUAGACGACGUCCACGUCCCGGAGGAGCCGAUGGAGUACGACGAGCUUGUCAUCAAGGCGCACAUGUUCUUCCACACCUUCCGCCGCCUUUUCGUCGACCUCAUCCUCAGCUUCCAGGACCGCACCGACAGCCUCACCUUCUUCCGCCGCCUGAAGCGCGACCAGGCCUACAAGGUCGUCGAGAUCGAGCUCCAGCUCAUGUACGAGUCGCUCCACUCCAAGUCGCCCGUCAUACACUGCCCCUCCGGCCGCUACCUCCGCGUUUUCACCCUGGCCGCGCCCAUCCUGUCGCUCCUCGUCUUCUCCAAGGCCGGCAAGGGACGCUACAAGGAGGCCGACGUUGCCGUCACUUACGUCCUCCUUGUUGGUGCCAUUUUCUUGGAGAUUUACGGCAUCAUCCUGAUGGCCAUCUCCUCCUGGAGCUACGCCGACCUGCGGAAGUUGCGCAAAUGCCUCCCGGCGGCGAGCAGAGUGGUCUUCCAGGCCGUCAAGUAUUUCAUGCCGGAGGCGAGGCCACGGUGGUCGAACCAGAUGGCCCAGUACAAUCUCCUCAGCUACUGCCUCAAGGACAAGUCCACAUGGUUGACGAGAGUGCUGGAGAGUCUCGAGUGGGAUUACAACAUCCGCGUCAAGACAGCGUGGGACAGCUUAUGGUACACGAAGCACAUCGGCGUGUCCCUGGUGCUCAAGCAGCUCAUCUUCAAGCAGCUCAAAGACAAGGCGAACAGCACGAUGGAUCCAAUGAGCUACCGGCGGUUCGGGGAUCACCGCGGGCAGUGGAUUCUGCAGCGCAAGGGGUGCUACCAGGAGCUCCGGUGGAGCGUCGAUGAGGUCGAGUUCGACGAGAGCAUCCUCCUCUGGCACAUCGCGACCGACCUCUGCUUCUACGACGACGAUAACCAAACGUCCUCAGAUCUUGCCCCCACCGGCGCCGGCAGGUUCGCGGACGAGGGCGACAUAAACAGCGGGUCCAGGUUGCCGGCGGCGAGCAGGGAGAUGGCAAAUUACAUGCUGUUCCUGCUGGUGAUGCGGCCGUUCAUGCUGACGGCGAGCAUUGGGCAGAUCCGGUUCGGCGACACCUGCGCGGAGGCCAAGAACUUCUUGGUGCGGCUGCGGGGAGGCGAGGCACGGGCGAAGGAGCGGCAGGGCGCGAGCGCGCUGGCGGCAGUGAAGGCGGAUAUCGACCCGCGGAAGGUGAAGGGGGACCGGAGCAAGUCGGUGCUGUUCGACGCGUGCCGGCUGGCAGGGCAGCUGCGCGGGAUGGAGGUUAGGAAGCGGUGGAGGCUGGUGGCCGGGGUGUGGGUGGAGAUGAUGUGCUACGCGGCGGGCAAGUGCAGGGGCAACUUCCACGCCAAGCAGCUCAGCCAGGGCGGGGAGCUGCUCACGGUGCUGUGGCUGCUUAUGGCGCACUUCGGCAUUGGUGACCAGUACAGGGUCGAGGCCGGCCAUGCCAGGGCCAAGCUCAUCGUACACAACUAGCGCAAAGUUCGUUUUGCGCCUUAACCCUCCAUCCUGGCAUCUAAGAUGCGUUCAGUUGCUAGCUAUUUGUUCACACUUUUCUGCUAUAUCCUCUAUAACACUAAGCUCCCUAGUUUAGAGCUCACAUUUAACUGAGAUUUUCAAUUAAAAUUGGGUCAUUCGAUUUUGACCUGAUUAAUAAUUUCUCAAAGCUUUCUCAUUCAA